This is a messenger RNA of Hypanus sabinus (Atlantic stingray), 493 nucleotides long. RefSeq names its product interferon alpha-inducible protein 27-like protein 2A. Gene Ontology annotation, cellular component: mitochondrion; membrane. The record is from RefSeq and is a predicted model, not a curated record. The transcript has 4 exons. Lineage: Eukaryota; Metazoa; Chordata; Chondrichthyes; Myliobatiformes; Dasyatidae. Gene Ontology annotation, biological process: apoptotic signaling pathway. Bases 101 to 385 code for a protein of 94 amino acids.
GACGUCCUUCAAGUGCUGCUUCAAGGGAUUAGUCAGCAAUUAAAAGCCUCCGAACCGACAGCGUUCUUUAACAACAUUGCGGUCCGCAGUAGACGACAGAAUGCGCUUCCUGCCAGUGUUUGGUGCGGUGACUGGAGCUGUGGUUGCAGUUGCUGCCACCCCUGUGAUUCUGGGGGCAGUGGGCUUCACAAGUACUGGAAUAGCGGCUGGUACUAUUGCAGCAAAAAUGAUGAGCGCGGCAGCUGUGGCUAAUGGAGGAGGUGUUGCAGCUGGAAGCGCCGUGGCUGUCCUUCAAUCCGUUGGAGCAGCAGGACUGUCUACUACUGCUACUGCAGCCUUGGGGUCUGCAGGUGCUGCGGCUGGUGGAAUCUGUGCGUGGAGAUGAAAAAAAUGGCCUUGAAAAAAUUUUAAACAAAUGACAAUCCCUCCUAAAUUCUGAACCUGCUGAAAAAACUUUAAUUGAAAAUUCAUUAAAAUUGCUUAUCAAACAGUG